Messenger RNA from Dioszegia hungarica, 1800 nucleotides. RefSeq lists its product as uncharacterized. The transcript has 5 exons. The coding region runs from base 1 to 1800 and encodes 599 amino acids. Lineage: Eukaryota; Fungi; Basidiomycota; Tremellomycetes; Tremellales; Bulleribasidiaceae. The record is from RefSeq and is a predicted model, not a curated record.
AUGUCUGCUUGCCAACCUGCCGCUGACAGCCUCAUUGACGACUCCGCGGUCCCUUCUCUCUGUCAGAAUGCUGACCCUGACUUUGACUCAUGGUUCCGCGACAUGCUGCUCGGUCCGGAGAGCAGUGAGGUACCAGCGUCGAACUUCGCCAACGCAGAGCACCACCCCCAUGCCCUGAUCGAUGUGACUGCAGACCACGAAGAUCAGAGACUCGCCCUCGGCUCGACCCGCGGCAUGGGCAGUAGCGUUGGCAGGAUGCCCAGCAGUCGGAAUGCGUUCCAAGAGGAAAGCGAAUCGUCGGCGCGGGAGACCCGCCAAAUCAGUACGACCAAGCGAAACAGCCGCACCGGAGACAGCUCAUCCGCCAGAUCAAAGCUGCGGCUCGCAGUCAAUACAACGAGAUAUCGGCAAAGGCUGGCAGACAGGCUGAAAACGGCGGAGGUGACACACCCUGAGCUGCGCAUGCGUCUGGCGAAUGCUCUUGCCUUUCAGUCGUUGUGGGGCGCAACCAUUGAUGAAAUGUCCGCUACCUUCCGGUCAACAGGCACCGUAGUCCUAUCGAGGGCUAUGCUUGGGUCUGCUUAUCUGAUCGGCCCACUCGCACCUGACAUUCUACAAUUGACCAGCUUGGGAAGAGGUGACCUGAUGUCCCACCUUACGAUCGACCCCAAUCGCUUGGAUCUGCGCGAUUACAUUCCAUCUGAAUCCUUCGAUACCGAUACGUCCUUCGGAGUGGCGAGAGGCAGACAGGUGCCUACAGACCACACCAAGCUCUUCGCAAAUUCGCCGACGCCCUUGUCUCUCGAGAAGAGGGGGAACAACAGAGACUACCGGGCGAGAAACGCAUACACUCUCGAGUGGCUCGAGGCCGACAUUCACGGCCUGCAAGGGCGUCUGAACACAGAAUUGCGAGGGGCAGAGAAGUGGAUGACGGCGAUGGGCGACGCACUAGAUCCAGUAUGGCGGGGCUCGCCUGCAACGUUCGCCACUCACAGCUCAAUGGAGUAUCAAGGUGACCCUGCCGACUCCCGAGGCGAUGAUCUUGGCAUAGGCGCGUUGGAUCUCUGCCUGUCGGCCUCUUACAACCCGGCGGAAGACGCGAUGAUGUACACGGAUCGUGGCAGCCCUUCUCCCGAGCAUGUCACGGCAGUCGGGUCUGCAAACGGGUUUGGCUUCCCUUCCCCCUCGAUUCACAACAAUUCACUACACAUCAGCCAUCCUCCACACGAAGAUGUCGACUCAGUCAGAGAGGGAACCCGCCCCGACGGAGCCCAAGUCACCGGGCCUCGCCGCCGUCGCAAGGCCCUCCAGACCACGAAUAACACAAGCACUACCGGCAAAAGUCCUCGGCGAAGAAGGGGUGGUCAUCACCUCGAGCAUGAGCCUAUAGCUGGUGACUCAGACCAAACGCUGCGAAUCAAACGACAUCGCCAAGCGCAAGAGAGGUACAGAGUGAAGCAGCGGGCCGCCUCCCUGCAUCGCGCUGGGCUGAAGCGCAGAGCCGGAGCCGAGAAUAUACGGCUGAAGAGCUUGCUGUCGGAGUAUGAGGCACGAUCCGGUUUGGGUCUCGCCUCAGAGCUAGCCGGUUCGGAGGAGACCAGCGGACUGGAGGCGGUUGAUGCAGAGUUGCCAUGGGGGCAAGGUGGAUUGACUACUACUAGUAUGGACCUCACGGCGCUACAACGUUUCGCUCGAACUGCAGAACGCCUUCGGCCGAGCGCACCAUUACCUGCAGAUGUCCGCAAGCGACAUGAAGAGGCAAGACUGGGGGAGAACAACAGAAAACAUCCAGCGAGAUAG